Lagenorhynchus albirostris (white-beaked dolphin) is the source of this 2646-nucleotide messenger RNA. It is a transcript of the gene CCDC91, whose product is annotated as coiled-coil domain containing 91. Gene Ontology annotation, cellular component: trans-Golgi network. The transcript has 14 exons. Gene Ontology annotation, biological process: Golgi to lysosome transport. The coding region runs from base 322 to 1650 and encodes 442 amino acids. NCBI's taxonomy places the organism in Eukaryota, Metazoa, Chordata, Mammalia, Artiodactyla, Delphinidae. The record is from RefSeq and is a predicted model, not a curated record.
CCGGGGGCAGAGGUGCUGGAAGCCGGGUGGUGCGUGGUACGUGGGCUACCCCAAGUCGUGUAGCCGGGGCCCUGGUUCCCCGGGUCAGGGUCGCGCCCUGGUGCACGCGUGCAGGGCUGUGUGCUGUGGGUGGCUCACCUGACGGCGUGGGGGAGCGGCGCGGCGGCGGCGGCGGCGGCGGCGGCGGCGGCGGCGAGAGCCGGGGCGCAGAGGCUUGAUUUGUGGCCCAAGAUGUGAUGUAUCCUGGAGAAUGUUCCAUGUGCAUUUGAGAAGAAAGUGUAUUCUGCUGCUUUCAGAUGGAAUGUCCUGUGCACUUAAAGAAUGGAUGAUGAUGAUUUUGGUGGUUUUGAGGCUGCAGAGAUUUUUGAUGGUGGAAAUGGUGAAACCCAAACUACAUCUCCUGCCAUUCCUUGGGCUGCUUUUCCUACAGUAUCUGGAGUCCAUCUUUCUCCAGCCUCUCCUGAGAUUGUAUUGGACCAUGACCACACUUCUCCUUCGGUUGGCUGCCUCUCUUCUGAGCCCAUCAUUUCAUCACCAGAGAAUACACAUGCAGACAACAGCAUUGUCAGUCAAACUUUUCCUAAAGCACAGAUUCAGCAAUCAGCACACACUCAUCUGGAUAUCUCACUUUUUCCGUUGGGUUUAACUGAGGAGAAAAGUAAUGGAACAAUUGCUCUUGUGGAUGAUUCUGAGGAUCCUGGAGCCAAUGUAUCAAACAUACAGCUUCAGCAGAAAAUUUCAAGUCUGGAGAUGAAACUCAAAGUAUCUGAAGAAGAAAAACAGAGAAUUAAAAAGGAUGUGGAAUCAUUGAUGGAAAAACAUAGUGUCUUGGAAAAAGAUUUCCUUAAAGAAAAAGAGCAAGAGGCCAUUUCUUUUCAAGAUAGAUACAAAGAACUUCAGGAAAAACAUAAACAAGAAUUGGAAGACAUGAGGAAAGCUGGUCAUGAAGCCCUCAGCAUUAUUGUGGAUGAAUAUAAGGCACUACUGCAGUCUUCAGUUAAGCAACAAGUAGAAGCUAUUGAAAAACAGUACAUUUCUGCAAUAGAGAAACAAGCACACAAGUGUGAAGAGUUGUUAAAUACUCAGCAUCAGAGGCUCCUUGAAAUGCUUGCCACAGAGAAGGAACUGUUAAAAGAAAAAAUAAAGGAAGCUUUGACUCAGCAAUCUCAAGAACAGAAGGAAAUAUUGGGAAAAUGUUUGGAGGAAGAAAGGCAAAGAAAUAAAGAAGCAUUAGUAUCUGCUGCAAAGCUUGAGAAAGAAGUGAUGAAGGAUGCAGUUUUAAAAGCUGUAGAAGAAGAAAGAAAAAAUUUGGAAAAAGCCCAUGCAGAAGAAAGGGAGUUAUGGAAGACUGAGCAUGCAAAAGAUCAAGAGAAAGUAUCUCAGGCAAUUCAAACAGCUAUACAAGAGCAAAGAAAAAUUAGUCAGGAAACUGUUAAGGCAGCAAUAAUAGAAGAGCAAAAGCGAAGUGAAAAGGCUGUGGAAGAGGCAGUGAAGAGAACAAGAGAUGAAUUGAUAGAGUAUGUAAAGGAACAGAAAAGGCUUGAUCAAGUCAUCCGCCAAAGAAGCCUGUCCAGUUUGGAACUGUUCCUCUCUUGUGCUCAGAAACAGUUAAGUGCUUUAAUAGCUACGGAACCAGUUGACAUUGAAUAAAGAGAACGUGACAACCUAACCCACACUGGCAAUGGAUAAAUCAUUAGACCUCUAAAAUACAUGCUGUGAAUUAUAAAGAUGCUUUUGUUUUCUUUCCAAACCUUGGAAAAUUGAUUUCCACUUCAAGGAUAAACCAAAACAGUAUUUAGAAGAACUACAAGAGAUCUAAUUUAUUUUCUUUUGUUUUCUCCUUUACAUUUACUAUUAUUUUAUUAGCAGUAGUAGUAACAGCAACAAAAAGUAUGAUGUGACCCCAAAACCAUUGAAAAUUACCAGAUUACCAAAAGUUAACAAAGUAAACUUUAUAGCCUCUGGUGCCCUGUUAACAUUGUAUUUGGCAAAAAUACUAAAUAUUUUUUACUUAUUGUUUCACAAUGACUUGAUAGGAUUCUAGGAUGUCAUCAUACAUUUAUUUGAUUUUGAGGCUAGAAACAGCAUGGUUUUCAACAUCACCUAUUUAUCUAUGUAACUUAGAUGUAAAACACUGAUAUGACAGAGAAUCAUUCUGAUAUUACCAAACCUCUUUUCUGUAGUGGGAUCUAUGUAUUUUCAUUGGUAACAAUUAACAACACUAAAGAUUAUUAAAUUAAUUCAACUUUGAUCUGAUGUACCAUUUAAAGGAAUAUAUGUGUGUAAUGUGCUUAUUUCUUAUUUCUUUUCUUCAAAGUCACUAUGAAUCAAUAAAAUCAUUUUUCUUAUGAAUCAUACCAUGAACUUAAUCUCUAGAAAGAGAAUAUAACUUAGCCAUUUAUAGGGAUUCGGGUUCAAAUAUAAGAGAUGUGAAAUACUUUCCCAGUACUUCAGAAGUACUUAAUUCAUGAGCAGUGUGCUUCAAUGUGAAAUCAUGAGUUGUUUUUUUUUUCAAACAUCAAAACUAAAAUAUCAUUACAAAUGUAUGCAAAUAUUCUGUCUUUUUUUCUGAAAUGCUCCUACUUUCAUAGGCUUUGUACUUUUCUGGGAAUUUCUCAGUGUAAUAAAAAAGAGCUUCAAAUCUUA